Messenger RNA from Aphanomyces astaci, 3621 nucleotides. RefSeq lists its product as hypothetical. Gene Ontology annotation, cellular component: membrane; endoplasmic reticulum. The transcript has 2 exons. Gene Ontology annotation, molecular function: mannosyl-oligosaccharide 1,2-alpha-mannosidase activity; calcium ion binding. The record is from RefSeq and is a predicted model, not a curated record. Lineage: Eukaryota; Oomycota; Saprolegniomycetes; Saprolegniales; Verrucalvaceae. The coding region runs from base 138 to 3557 and encodes 1139 amino acids. Gene Ontology annotation, biological process: mannose trimming involved in glycoprotein ERAD pathway; carbohydrate metabolic process; endoplasmic reticulum mannose trimming.
AGCGGUUACAAAACUGGUAGCCCGGAUACAUUAUCCGGAUAACCAAUCACAGGCCGAGUUUUUGCAUUCCUCUCGCGUCGACCACGAAGCCGUUGAUCGACGCCCGAUCAGAUCAGGACCACCUCAGCGUCGCGAUCAUGACCCACGUCCACGUCGUUGCGACGUCACUACUGACGCUGGCGUCAAUCUUGGCAGCAGCAGCGCUUCCACCAUCGCCAUCACCUGCGGCCGCAGCCGAGCCGAAUGAAGUUGCCGGCAAUGGACCCGCGACGUCGGCGUCACCACUUCUGGACGCCAGCAGCAUGACAGACGUGUGUCGCACCUUUCAUACUAGCGGUAGUUGGUGGCGGUACGAGUGGUGCCACGAAGGCCACGUCCGGCAGUACUCUGUCGACCCCACUACGGGCGACGAAUCCCAGGUGAUCUCCCUUGGUACGUACGACGCCGCCCACAGCAACCACUAUCACACAACCUCAAGCAGCACGGACAAGGAUCUGCGCGCAUACAUCUCGCAUGUGUUUCUUCACGGAGACAUGUGCAACUCGACCGACGUAGCGCGGAACCGCAGCACGGACGUGCACUUGACAUGCUGCGUAUUCCGGCCGCAGGAAACGUACAUCGAGUCCGUGGCCGAGCCUAGACUUUGCGACUACCUCGUGACCGUGUGCACCCCCAGUGCGUGCGCGUCGCCACCGCCGCCAUCGAACAUGACGCUCAAGACCAAGGAAGAGCUGGCGGCUACCGUCAAGAGCAUGUUCUAUCAUGCAUAUGACAGCUACAUGACACACGCGUUCCCUCUGGACAACCUCAAACCCAUCACUUGCCAGGGCGAGAGCUUUGAACUGGGAAAAAUCCCCAUGCUCACGCUCAUCGACACGCUCGACACACUCGUGGUGUUUGGGGACAAGGACGAGUUCCGCCGCGCCGUCGCGCUCGUGACCACGCACGCCACGUUCGACCUGGACACUGAAGUAUCGGUGUUUGAAACGACGAUUCGAGUCUUGGGUGGGCUCUUGUCGGCACAUCUGUUUGCCGUCGACCCGACACUGCAGCUGUACUCGAACACUUCCGAACCGGCGUACUCGGGGGGGCUCUUGGCUCUGGCAGCCGACCUCGGGGACCGGCUCCUGCCCGCCUUUGUCACCCCCACGGGCAUCCCGUUCGGCACGGUAAACCUCCGUCGGGGGGUUCCAAAGGGGGAGACGUCCGUGGCGUCCACCGCCGGCGCCGGAUCGCUCUCAAUCGAGUUCACCAUGUUGAGUAUCCUGACCAAGAACCCGAUCUACGCCCAGGCGGCGCGGCAGGCCGUCCGCGGCCUCUUCUUCCGGCGGUCGGCACUGGGCCUCGUGGGAAAGCACAUUGACACGGCGACUGGCGAGUGGACUGAGACGAGUAGCGGCCCCGGCUCCAACUCGGAUAGUUUCUACGAGUACCUGCUCAAGAUGUACGUGCUUUACGGGGACUCGGAAGCCCUCGACAUGUUUGAGCCCGUGUAUUCGGCCGUGAUGGAGCACAACAAGCACGGCGACUGGUACACGGACGUGUCCAUGUGGGAUGGAUGUCUGAGUAACCAGCAUCACCAAUCCUUUAUAUUUGACAAUUUGGUGGCAUUCUGGCCGGGUAUGCAGUCGCUACUAGGCGACUUUGCCUCGAGCACUCGGUCUUUGAACGCGUUUUACCAAGUGUGGCAGCAGUACUCGUUCCUCCCAGAGCAAUUUGACGUUGGGCGGUGGCGGCCGAAGAAGCAGAAUCGAAAUGGGUACCCCCUUCGUCCAGAGCUGCUCGAGUCUACCUAUUACGUCCACGUGGCCACCAACGACUCGUCGUGGCUCACAGCAGGCGCUUUGGCGGUGCAGUCCCUCGAACGAUAUGCCAAGACGACGUGCGGGUACGCGGCCAUCUCGGACGUCGAGACCCGGACGGUGGAAGACACGAUGCCGUCGUACUUUUUGUCGGAAACAUGCAAGUACUUGUACCUGCUCUUUGACGAGACCAACUUUCUGAGGAAGGCCAACUAUGUGUUUACAACCGAAGCGCAUCCGUUCCCGGUGCUUCCGUCGGCUGAAGUGACCCCGAUCCUGACGGCGUCCGACGAGACCAAGUAUGCGGUUCCUAGGACGGCUACCCACUGGAACAAGUACUUGACCUGUCCUGUGAUACAGUUCUGGGACGACGUUGGGUUUCGCCGAGCGUUUCAUGAUCGGUUUCAAAUGGCGAGACCACGAUGUACUACUAGUAGCAGUACCAAACCCAAAGCGAACAAGAAAACGACCCCCGAGGACGACAAGAUUGUGACUAAGUCGUUGUAUGGAGGGAAAACGCUCGGGUAUUUCCACGUCGAGCAGCUUCUGGGCGGGUUUCGAGUCACUCGGCGGAGUGACCGUGGCCAGUGGCUCAAGGUCACCAACCUAGGCGACCCCCACAUUAUCGUCGAGUCGCACAGUUCCAGCGAGGGGGGUGGUGGUAGUAGUACUACUACUACGUCGUCGUCGUCGUUGACCGAGUUUCGCGUGUUUGAGUUUGCCUCGCAAACCAUGCGGCGGUGUCGGCUGCAGGUCCUGGGACGGUGGGUCAGCUGCUCGGCGGCCGAGUUUGGGCUCACAAAGGACCCGUCCGUCGCAGUGUCCAUCCAGAACGCGCCCGUUUUGUAUGGGACCCCCCACCUCGGCUGCACCCCCCUCGAGUCGACCCCCCACCGGGUGGUGGUAUUACAUCGAGGCGAGUGUUUCUUUGACGAAAAAGCCAACCGUGCCACUCAAGCAGGGGCAGUGGCAGCCGUGAUCGUCAACUCUGAACCGAAUCCGUCCGCCGCCCAAGAAGAAGAGGAAAACAGUCUGAUGGUCAUGGGGCCGUCGAAAGAAGCAACGGACCAACAGCAGAAGAUUGACAUUCCCGUGGUGAUGGUUCCGUUCGCGGCGGAUGCAAUGAUAAGGGAAGCCGUGGCGAAUGGGGACACCAUCUCGUUGGAGGUGGGGGUCGUGACAGAGUUGGAGUACCCGCGGGCGGCCGGCAGCCGAUUCGACGUGGCGGUGGCUGGCCCGGAUGGGUGGGGCGUCCAUCUUGUGGCCAAGAUGCAGCCGGUAGGAACCCCGCUGUGGACCAUCUCCAUCACGGAACACGACGCACGGGGAUUGGACGUUGACGACGAAGAAGUAGAAGAAGUGGAGGAACCCCGAAACCCCGGAACCCCGAACCCCCGACAAAAAGCGAACAAAGUCGACGUGGACGAGUAUGCGACCAAGCUCAAGGGACUGGGGUUCUCGGACCAGCAGCUGGCGCGUAUGAACAGCGACGACCCGGACGACCGACUGGACGCCCUCGUGGACGGACUGCGUGCGCUGGGCCUGCACGACCUCGUGGCCAAGUUUGUAGGACGGAGCAAAGAUGUAGGAGUUGGAGAGGGCUCGACAAACCCCGAAACCCCCGCUGACUUGGCUUCUGAACUGGACGCACCCGUGUCCUUUGACCAGCCUGACGAAGGUCACGACGUGGCUCAGAGUACACGUGAGGACGCUGACGACGUCAUCGACCACGACGAUACAUGUGCCGCCGUGUGAUCCUAUUUGGAGUUCGAUUCGUGGAAGAAUAUAAUAAUACAUCGAGACAGGAUUCAGUCACACA